UUUGGUUUUGGGGGGGUUUCGUUGGGGAAAAAUGGUUGGUUGGUUUUCAUUCUCUCUCUCUUCUACUGUUGGUUUUGUGGAGAGCAGAGAACGAACCCAAAUCUCUCUUUCUCUCUCUUCAUUUCUCUCUCUCUCUCUCUAAAACUCACAUUCCAUCGCUUCUCUUACUGAUUGCCGGAGACGUUCUUUCGCCGCCGGUUAAUCAAACGACGUCGUUUCUACUGUCGUCGUAUGCUGAAUUAUCACACCUACUCUCGCGAUCCACUCUCACCGUCGAGAUGUACUUUGAAAAUUGAACUAGUGAUCAAUGGAAGCGAUGGAACCGGGACCUUAUCCUGUGCGUGAAGGAGAGCCCGAUUGUUCUUAUUAUAUCAGAACUGGCCUUUGCAGGUUUGGGGCAACAUGUCGUUUCAAUCAUCCUCCUAACAGGAAACUGGCCAUUGCAACUGCGAAAAUGAGAGGAGAAUAUCCAGAAAGAGCAGGACAACCUGAAUGCCAGUACUAUUUGAAAACGGGUACCUGCAAAUUUGGAGCAACAUGCAAGUUUCAUCAUCCCCGGGACAAGGCUGGGAUUGCAGGAAGAGUUUCACUAAACGUCUUAGGUUAUCCGCUUCGAACGAAUGAGGCUGAAUGUGCUUAUUAUCUGAGAACAGGACAAUGCAAAUUUGGAAGCACAUGUAAAUUCCACCACCCGCAACCGUCUAAUAUGAUGGUUUCAUAUCGCGGUUCCCCUGCUUAUCCUACAGUCCAGUCACCAACUAGUCCAGGUCAGCAGUCAUACCCUGGAGGAUUAACAAAUUGGUCUUUGUCUAGAGCUCCAUUCGUUAGUCCACGCUGGCAAGCCCCUUCAAGUUAUGUACCAAUGAUUCUACCACAAGGUGUCGUAUCAGUUCCGGGAUGGAGUGCAUACAGUGGUCAACUCGGUUCAGUUUCAUCUUCAGAAAAUCAACAACAAACUGCUGCAAACAGUCAAAUAUAUGGCAGUUCAAGCCAAAAUGAAGGAGAAGCACUACAAGGAACUUAUCCUUCAUAUCGUACUGGAUAUUACGCGUUACCAAGUGAAAAUGUGUUCCCUGAAAGACCCGGUCAACCCGAAUGUCAAUUUUACAUGAAAACCGGUGACUGUAAAUUUGGUGCAGUUUGUAGAUUUCAUCAUCCCAGAGAAAGAAUUAUUCCUGUGCCUGACUGUGCUCUUAGCCCAAUGGGCCUCCCUUUACGUCCGGGAGAGCCUUUGUGCAUAUUCUAUUCGCGUUAUGGUAUAUGCAAAUUUGGUCCAAGUUGCAAGUUUGACCACCCGAUGGGAGUCUUUGCUUACAAUAUCGCAGCAUCCACAUCAGCAGACGGUCCAGCUGUCCGCCGCUUUUUAGGCUCAUCUUCCACAAGUGGCGCGUUAAAUAUGACUCCAGAAAGAAGACAAAUGUCCACAAGUGAUGACAAUAUUGACACAGAGGGAUGAAGAUCUCCCAAGUGACUUAUAUUUCCUACAACCUUUUUGGAAAAAUUCAGAAAAAAAAAAAAAACAAAAAACAAAAACAAAAAAAGCUUGUAACUUUAUUUAUAUUGUUGGGGAUGUACAUAAUACAUGUUAAAGUCAACCCGUUCUGAAAAAUCGAUUCGCUUGCGCGAUCUGAAGAACUGUGUUGAUGCUUUGUACAACUCCUCAUUUUUGUCACAUUGUUAAUCUAUUUCAAAAUCCUGCAUUUCUGAUUUC
Helianthus annuus (common sunflower) is the source of this 1711-nucleotide messenger RNA. RefSeq names its product zinc finger CCCH domain-containing protein ZFN-like. The transcript is spliced from 7 exons. Lineage: Eukaryota; Viridiplantae; Streptophyta; Magnoliopsida; Asterales; Asteraceae. Bases 308 to 1456 code for a protein of 382 amino acids. Gene Ontology annotation, molecular function: metal ion binding; mRNA binding. The record is from RefSeq and is a predicted model, not a curated record.